Meleagris gallopavo (turkey) is the source of this 12486-nucleotide messenger RNA. RefSeq names its product interphotoreceptor matrix proteoglycan 2 (gene IMPG2). Gene Ontology annotation, molecular function: hyaluronic acid binding; heparin binding. Lineage: Eukaryota; Metazoa; Chordata; Aves; Galliformes; Phasianidae. Gene Ontology annotation, biological process: visual perception. The record is from RefSeq and is a predicted model, not a curated record.
GAGAAAGGAAAAAAAAAUGUUUUUUUUGUUUGUUCAUUAUGUAUUUAUGUAAAUAAUUAUUUGACUUUGGGUUCUGUGAUGACAGAAUGCCAUUGGAGGGGAGGAUGGUGGAAGAGAAGGUAGUAGAUAAGUGUAAAUAUGUAAGUUAAAGCUAAUACAUGUGAUGACUUGCUAAUUGAUUUUUUAACUUGGAAUAUGAAAGUGUGUACAGGUAUGUGCAACAAAGAUGUAAAAAUAUUUUGAUCUUUUGGAGCCUGUUCUUUACAAUUCUAUAUAAACUUUACAGAGUUGGAUGAGCACAUAGGAGUCAGGCCCAAAGAUGGGUUUUUGACCUUUUACUGUGUCUCUUUCUACUUUGCAGUUCAUACAGAUAGAAUGAAUACUAUGUAUUGUUUUAAUGUAAGGAUAUAAUAUUGAUUCUCUUUAGAGAUUUUUUUGUUGUUGUUGUUCUGUUUUGUUUCUGAUAAUAUACAGAAAUAGUUUGCAUUUAUCAGAAUAUUCUGCUGGGAUUUGACACUUCUGGGUUUUAAUUUUUUUCCUCCCUAGCAUUUCCAUCAUAAAAAUUUAUUUGCUUGACAGUGAAUCUUGAAAUCUUUUGAAGUCAGAAGUGGGCUCUUCUGAACGUCCUUUAUGAUAACUCUUUUCUUGUCAGAUUUUAGAAAUCUUGCUCUCAAAGUACAUGUUGGUACAGUACAUGUAGGCAAUAGAUUUUUACUCCUAAUUACUUUAUUUUUGGGAGUUACUCCUGUGAGUCUUAAAGGCAUCAUUUGCAGUAGAAAAGCAGUUAGGUUGUGGCUCAGUAAGAUUGAGAUAUUUGAGAAAUAAGCAUGUUUUUAUUUAGAAAGGAUGUGGCUAUAUGUAAUGUGUCUUUAAGACAUGUUGCUUAUAUAUAAGACAUACAGGAUUUAUAGUUCACUUGGAAGAAUUCAAUGAAGGCACCCAAAUAUUCGAAUGUUUGAACUCAGGACUUGAUUUGAUAAACUAGCACAAGUUUAUCAUAGUCUGUAUAUAUAUUUAUUUAGUUUUUCUCACACAGUUGUCAUGGAAAACUUUAAUAACAUGCUUUCUCCUAUUACCCACAGUAAGUUACUUAAGUGUCAUAGUACUCCCAGAAGAACCAUGUUGCAGAUAACCACCAAAGCUAUUUGUAUAAUAAGCAUAUCUGCAAAAAUAGAGGUCUCAAAGGAGGUAGGCUAAAAAAUCAAAGUGAAAAUUGAGGGCAUCCCAAAUACGCGGACAAAUUUGUAGUGUGGCAGAAUUCUCAGGGCCCCUUUCCUCAAGGCAACUCUGACACCUAGCAUCUGGAAAAUCCAGUCAUUACUGCAGGUUCUACGCAGUCAUCCAAAAAACUUGACAAAAAACAGUGUUGUUUCUCAAACCAGGAAGCAUUCUUUCUGAAGAGCAGAAACAAUUUCAGAACAUAAUUUGCUGAGCACAGUUAUUUUUUGUGUAACUGUGGGCAGUCUAGUGCACUUAUCUUGAGUUUUUUUUCUUUUCUAGGUCAGCUCAGUAGUUUAUCACUACUCCCACCAAUAUCUGUCACUCUCGUCACAGAAAUCAGUAUGACUUUUCUCCCACAGACCUCAUCACCACCAUUUCUCACUCCUAGGGAUAAUCUUUGUAUUUAUUGUAAGAGAUAAAUGAUAAAAUGCAGAAACGUGUGCUUUUUCUCCACACCUUUUUAAUGGAUGAAAUAUUUUCAGUGUUCCCUUAUUAAAAAUACUUCGGACUUUUUCUUACAAUAAAAUUGGUUUAUAUCAUAAAACAAUAUUUAUUCUCUUUUAGAUUAACUGGUUUAUACCUAGAUAUUUAAAAGUAAAAGAUAUGUAUAAACUUUUCUAAAUUGGUUUUAUAACAGCAAAGGAUUGACUUUCUAGGUUAAUGUUAGCGAUGUGCUAUGGGGAUGCCAAUACAUUUGAUAAUAAAAACCUCCAGAAGUUACUGAACAUGAUUGUCACCAUUCUUUUUGCUUCUGCCACAAAGAACCAGCAAGCUAAAUAUGAGAUAAUCUUACAGCAUUUAACUUAUGUCCUCAGUUUGUCCCUCCUAACUCAGUUUUUGAUCAAAACAAUUAAUUGUUCUUCAGUCCUUAAAAAUGCAUGCAGCUAGAUUGUAGCUUCCUGUGGCAAGGAAGACUACUUUUUGAAUCAGCAACCUUAUAGUUUUCUCUAGUUUAGCUUAACAGUGUUGACAACCUGAAUGACCAGCCUGGGAAAUUCCUGGCUCAAGCAGCUGCAGUCCACCCUGUUCCAGCCAUAUACAUGUAACACAUAUGUGGUGAAUACUAGGAAGUGUUUGUGGACUAAGUUACGCUCCUGAUCGAACGAUCGAUCUAUCUAUCUACCUACCUACCUACCUAUUUACAUAUAUAUAUAUAUAUAUAUAAAAUAAACUCUCCAGAGAUAACUUUUAGUAGCAUUCUUCUAUAUAGGGUUAUCAGACUGGCUCAGGGAUCAUUUUGUGUAUCUCCUGCAUCUCCAUUUCCCUUAUCAAUCCCUGUUUAACUUAAAUGGUGGAGUGGUGUUUUGCUUCAAAGCAAACCAAUCUUUAUAAAGCCCUUUAACCUGCAUUAUGCAAUUUGGUAUCAAGGCACGUUAUGGCUCUGUGGGACUUGAUACUGGCUUCUAUUCAGGAAAUCUGAGUCAUGGGGAUUGGUGCAGAAUACUGUUGACAAACAAGAAACAAGAUAAAUAACUUGUAGAAGUUAAAUCUUCCAAGAAAAAAAUAAACCAUUUUUUAAAUCAAACAACAGAGGAAUGAACCAUGACAAUGUGAGUGUGCUUUAAAAAUUAUCUGCGGUCGGCUGUGAUUGACCUCUGGCAGACACAGCUUCACAGCAAUCUGUCUCUUCAUUUUGAGACUCACCUCCUAGGAUGUAACCCUGAAAUGAGGUUGCAAUACUCAGUAAUUACCAUACCUUACAAAAUAGCAAAGACUCGAAAGUCAAAGUGAUAGCUCUCUUGACUGUGACAAGGAAUUGCAAUAUUACUUUUUGCAAUUUCUUCUGAAGAAAAAGUUCUCUUAGGUAUCUAGAUUUAAAAAGCAAGGAUUGUAGAAUGAGACAUGGAAGAUCUUGAAAGGACAGAAAAUUCUUCAUUAACGAUUAAAUAAAAUCAAGACCAGUGGCAAUAAAUCUGUCCAUUCUAACUGGAAUCGGAAACUCUGUUCAAAGAUGAAGCAUAGGCACCAGGAUCAUCUUUUACUGUUGAACAAGGUAAGAUGUACUCAUCUGAGGAACAGUUCAGAAAAGGAGGAAUAUAUUCACAUUACACAUUAUAGACAGAGCAAAUAAUAAAGUGUCUGAUUAAUCUGAUCAGUCUCACUGAUACUUCUGCUCCAAGUGCUUUAUAGUACUACAUGAUGGAAGAAGUGGCAGAAUGACAGGGCUGAUACAUUGGAAGGCUAAGAGCCUUGGGCCUUGCUUAAUGCAUAAUAAUACAGAAAAUAAGAAAACUUGUCAGGAAAGCUUUUUAUUGAGUUUCAUACCCUUACGCUCAUGUAUUCUGAGAAUUUUCUCUAAGUUCUACUGCAUUCUUGAGGUGAGAGAACCUUUGCCUUUGUAGGUUUGUGUACUGUUUCUUGUCUCUAUUUGUUUACAUUUUUUGCAGGUUAAUGGAAGGAAGGCAUUCAUGGCAGUGGAAGCUCCCGUGUUUGCAGAGGAUGAAAAAAGUCCGGUCUGUGUUUCUGAAUCUAGCACUGUAGUAUAGGUUCCCAAACUGGUCUCAGAAGUCCUUCUCUUUGCCUAGAGAUGCUCAGUAGGCAUGCCUCAGCUCCCCAGGGCUGUUCAAGAUACAGCUUCAGAGUGCUGCAUAGCUCACUUGCUGCCGCCAGCUGUAUAGUUACCUUGACAGAGCCAGCUGAGGUGAGGAGCACUGCUCUGAGAGAUCCAAAGUGUCCGAGAAGCUGUCAGAACAGCUCAGCGGUUUAAUUUAAAGUGCAGUUUAGCAGUUGUGUGGGGGAAAAAAAGGAGAAGUGUUUGUUGUUUUGAAAAUAUCGACUGGAGUCUGUUACAUGUCAGAAGACAGAAUGAAUAAAGGGUGGUUUUCUUCGAUUCCUGUGAGUGUCCUGGUUGUAAAAUCUGGGAUGAUCAAAGCAGUGAGCAGCAAAUCCAGAGCAGUGGCACCCAUUAGGCAGCCCCAACACGGUUUUUCUUGUGGUCUGAACUCUGCCUGCCAUUGCGGGCUGGCUUCCAUACACGUCUCCGCACUGAGCUGACCCGUGGAGAGGAGGGGAGCUGAGAGUGCUGCUGUUUUCCUGCACCCUCUGUCCUUUUCACAGCUCUCCUUAACCCACCGUUUCUCCAGGUAUCAGCACAAAUCUGUUCUUAAUGCUCAUCUCAGAUUACGUCUGAGCAGAGAUGAAAGAAUCGCCAUUUGCCCAGGUUUUAUCCUGGGAUGUGAAGGGCAGUGGUGUAGCAGCAGAUCUUCUACUUUAGCUCAGACUCGAACAGCAGGACCUUGUUACUUCUGUCACCAGCAUGACACCUACAGAAUGAUUGUUUCAGUCUUAUCUCUGUGCUACAAGCAAGUCAGUGCAUUCUUAGGUACAUAUAUGAGUACAGGCAGAAGGCAAAGCUCGUGGAGACCUUCCACUGGAGAGUAGCGUGCUCACACUGAUACUCUGGUCAGUAUGACUUUUAAAAACAGACAGAAAUUGAAGGGCCUGUGAAAAUACGUGGUUAAUUAAGUGUGAAAGGUGCUGUCCUUGUUUGGACUGUCUGUUAAUGGUAUGACAAGCUCCAGUAAAGAGCUUAGCUGGCCAGAUUAAAAUUAAAAAAUUGUCUCAGUCCAUCUGCCAGCUCUGAGGCGUUUACUUCAUCACCUUUCCUUGUUUCUUCACUGGAGUGGAAUACUCUCUUUGAAAAGAUCAUUUCCAGGAUGUCUUGUUUGACUUUUUUAACCUAAUGUUUUUCUUCGAAAGAUAACUUUACGUGACGUCAAGACGCUUUUAAGAAAAGCAAUGCUCUUGCUUGGCUCAAGGAUACUUUAAAGGCAACGACUCUUUUGCUGAAAAGGAUUUUCUUUUUUUCUUGCCUGUUGGCUUUUGGACACAAAUAAAAUGUUUGCCUUUCUUUGGAAAAUUUCUUUCUGCCUCUUGGUUUCGGAAGUGAUUACAGGAGACCUUCAAGCAAUUGCAGCAGAAGAAAAGCAGGCUAAAGAUGCUUCACCAACCCCUCAGCUCAGUGUCUGGCAGUUUGCAAGCUCCUCUCUGCCUCCUGAACUGAGAAAGCUUCAUGGUAUUGUGGAGGCUGAGCAAGUCAACAGGCAUUCGCUGCGCCGAAGGAAGCGCUCCAUUCUGUUUCCCAGUGGAGUUAAGAUCUGCCCCGAUGAAUCUGUUGAACAGGCUAUUGCCAACCAUCUGAAAUACUUCAGGCUCAGAGUGUGUCAGGAAACAGUCUGGGAGGUCUUCAAGACAUUCUGGGAUAGACUGCCAGAGCGUGAAGAGUAUCACACCUGGAUGAGCCUGUGUGAGGAAGGAACAAUGAGCAUUUUUGAAAUGGGCAUGAACUUCAGUCAAUCUGAGGAGCACCGAAGUCUGAUUGUGAAGAAACUGUCCUAUACAAAGGAAGCAAUGGCUGGCUCCUGCACUGACUGGUCAUGUGGUGGAACUCCAACUCCAGCUUCAGAUGCUGAUGUUACCACACUGAGAGACGCAGCUGCCAAUGUUCCUCCUCCUCAUGAGGUCUCAAUUGAGAGUCCUCCAGGUGGUACCAGCCAUGAGAUCGAAGAUGCAGACACUACUAUCAAUAAUGAGAUAAAGAAGGAGGAUGAGACUCCAGUGAGACCUGUAACUGAGCAGAUGAUUGAGUUCAGCAUUGUGAUUGCUGGAGAGAAGUACAGCGAGGAGUUGAGCGACCCAGACACUGCAAAGUAUCAGCUACUCUCUGAACAAUUUGUUUCUCAGAUCCAAAAUGUAUUUGAAGGACUACCUGGAUACAAAAACAUCCAUGUCCUGGAAUUCAGUGGGGUGGAAGUUCACUAUGCUGUUACAUUUGAUGGAGAAGCCAUCAGCAAUGCCACUUGGGACCUGAUUAACCUUCAUUCCAACAAGGUGGAGGACAACUCCUUUAUGGGAAUAGAAGAUAAUCCAACAGUUGUUUACACCAUCAGCGAUUUCCAAGAUUAUAUUGCCGAAAUUCUCCAGAAAAAUGCCUUGCUUGAAAACACUUCCUUGACAUUAGACCCUAACUCUCUCCAGCUUAUUAAUGUGAAAGAAAUAUUACACCCUACCCAAGAAGAUCCAUCCUGGAUUACUGAGCAUCCAACUGUAUUGGAGCAUGUGGAGUUUGAUGAUAACACUUUUUCAGCUGAACGGCCUUCAGCGGAUGAAUCAACUGUCAGCAAUACCUUGCCCUUUGACUUCACCAAGCCAGAUUCCACUUUAGAUAGUGAAGAGUCCAACGACAAUGAAAUCCGACCAAGACCAGAAAGGUUGGACUCUGAGGUCAGUUUGAUACCUGAAGCUCCACUUUCCUCAGAGGCUGACAUCACAUCUUUGCCAGAUGGGCUGAAUUUAGAGGAUGGAAAUCAGACUCCUGCUUUGGUCACUGCACCAGUGAUAGAUCAUGAUUCUCUGGACUCUCUGGAGUGGCUUUCAGCCCCUGAUUCUUCAGAUGAGUUUGAAGAUACUGGACUAUCUGAUGACUUUCUUCUGCCUUCAAGUCCCCCUUCUUACCUUGCGCCUGAAGAACCUCCAUCUACAGAUGAUUACACAGCUCCCCUGCUUUCUGCACCAACAGUGGCCUCCUCAUCAGUCGUGGAGACCGAUACAAAAAGAACAGUGACUGCUGAGAAGGAAGAAGUAACUCAGGGUAGUCCUGCAGACAGUAGCAGUGCAGAUUCUUUGUUGCACGAGUCUGUGGAAGAAAGUCCUUUUCCUUUAGAACGUGAAAAUGAUAUUUAUCUUGGAGAUAGAAUUAUAUUUGAUGAUGGAUCUGGUUCAGCUUUUGAUGGUUCAGGGAAAGGAAUGGAACCAAGUAUUUGGCCUUGGGAUAUGGCAACACUGGAACCAGUUUUCUACCCUGGUCCUGAUAGCUGGCUUGAUGAUGAUAAUGAUUCUUUGUUAAUCAGAACUGAAGAUAUUCCCGAAGGUCUGAUCUUAGAUUAUAUACUUAACUCUAGGAAUAAAUUAGAGGAUGAUCCUUCCAAAGAUGAGAAUGAAGGUGUGGCCAAUAUAAAAGAAAAUUUCCUUGACGAGUCUGAAAUAUUUGUCUUUCCAGAAACUACAACUCAGCAGGUACCUCUGCUACAGACAGGAGAGCCAUCAUCUGUGGAGCCAACUACACAGAUGGAAACACUGAGCAUGGAUGAUUCUUCUUUUGUUAAACCGUCCUUUGUUUUGGAGCCAUCAGAGGACUAUUCCUUUGCAGACUUGCCAACUGGAGAAGAUCCUUUCUUACCACACAGUACAGGUCUGUCUGUUGAAGAUAGUCUCCUUACAUCUACAGUAACUCUUGGUAUGGAGGAUAGACUCCUUACAUCUACUGUAGCCCUCAGUGUAGAACAAUCAGAAGAGUACAGUGUAGGUCAGGAGAUCAUUUCUGAAGCAGUUGAACAUCAAAAUGAAGACAGGCCAACAGAGGAAGAAUUAUUCACAGCAGAGCAGUCAAAUGUAGCUGAAGCUUCUACAACAGGUUACUUGGACAAAAGCUCUUUAGAAACUGUUCUGACUGUGGAAUCUUUUGAGGUAAGCACUGAUAGUUCCACAGAAGAGCACCAAACCCUAGAUUCAUCAUUGGCAGACCGAGACACUGGAUUAGCAAUAAAGAAGCCAGUUGAUGUUUGGCCUACUGACAGAGUGCUAGAGAAGACAUUAGAUCAAACAGUGCAAUCAGCAAUGCCGACUGCAGCUCAAGUUUCAACUGCAGUUCCUUCUUUAAUAGAUCAAGCCACUGCUCUAGAUGGCUUUGCUGGGCAGGAUGGUACAGAACAUGACACACAUGUUUCCAUGAGUAUCAGCACCAUUCUGAAGUCCUAUGUAACUGUAACAGCAGGCACUGUUGAGCUUCCAUCUCAUCUCCCUCCCGUGGCAUCCACAGUGUCAUCAUCUGUGGUUACCUCAGCAAAGCUGGGAGGUGAAACAACAAGAGUCCUGGAUGUUUCAGUGGACCUGGAUCAUGUGAGUAUGGUCAGCUUUUCUCCUGAGCCGAGUGAGGAGGCAAAGAGCAUGACUGACAGUCACGUGGAGCCAACUACCCAUGCCCACUCCACAGAGAUGGCCGGCGUGGCUUGGCCCACGCAUGAAAAUCACAAUAGCACUCCUGUUCCAUCACGAGCUUUAGUUGUGUUUUUCAGUCUUCGGGUUACCAAUAUGAUGUUUUCAGAAGACCUGUUCAAUAAGAAUUCCCCUGAAUAUAAAGCAUUAGAGCAACGAUUCUUGGAACUGCUGGUGCCAUACCUUCAGUCAAAUCUAACAGGCUUCCAGAAUCUGGAAAUCCUGAACUUCAGAAAUGGCAGCAUUGUGGUGAACAGUCGAAUGAAAUUUGCCAAACCUGUGCCUCGAAACGUCACCAACGCUGUGUAUAUGAUCCUGGAAGACUUCUGCAACACUGCAUAUCACACUAUGAACCUGGCCAUUGAUAAAUACUCUCUGGAUGUGGAAUCAGGAGAGCAAGCAGAUCCCUGCAAGUUCCAGGCCUGCAACGAGUUCUCUGAAUGCUUAGUAAAUCGCUGGAGUGGGGAAGCUGAGUGCGUCUGCAAUCCUGGCUACCUGAGCAUUGACGGGCUGCCCUGCAAUAGCAUUUGUGAUCUGCAACCCAACUUCUGCCUGAAUGAUGGCAAGUGCGACAUCAGUCCUGGGCAAGGAGCCAUAUGUAGGUGUCGCGUAGGAGAGAACUGGUGGUACAGAGGGGAGCACUGUGAAGAAUAUGUGUCUGAGCCACUGGUCGUGGGUAUUGCCAUUGCUUCUGUGGCAGGAUUCCUUCUGGUGGCAUCUGCUGUUAUCUUCUUCUUGGCAAGGACCCUUCGAGACCAGUACACAAAAAGCGACACCGAGGACUCACAGGGGCAGGGUGACAGCCUCUCGUCCAUUGAGAAUGCAGUUAAAUACAACCCCAUGUAUGAAAGUGAUACGACUGGCUACAGCCAUUAUUAUCGCAGAUACCCUCAGCUAACGUCCUACAGUUCUACCAGUGCAGAGACAUCCACCGACUACAGCAGUGAAGAGAUAAGGCACAUUUAUGAAAACAGUGAGCUUACUAAGGAGGAAAUUCAGGACAGAAUUCGAAUUAUAGAGCUCUACGCUAAGGACCGUCAGUUUGCAGAGUUUGUUAGGCAGCAUCAAAUGAAGCUGCUUUAAGAAAAAAAAAAGAAAUCAGUAGAGAGCACGUGGGAGAUAAAGACUACCUUGUUGCCAUAGCAAUGGGCUCAGAUGUAACUGCAAAGUUACUUAUAGUCUUAACAUUGCAUGGAUGGAUACAGAUGUUUUCUAAAUGAAUGGCCGAAAUGUACAGAUGUCUGUUUAUCUCAAUUACCUCUGGCUUCUCUGCAUAAAGUGACAUUUUUAAGAGGUGAUCAGAAGUGGCAGAGGUUAUGAAAGUUCAUUUUUCAUUAACUCUGAAAUGGACAAUGGUAAUUUGUAUAUCAAGGCAAAAAAAAUCUGCUCAGAAAAGAGAAGAUACGUGCACAAACUAAAAAUAAAAGGCACCUUUUAAAUCCCGUCUGGCAUUUAUCCCCUCACUGGAGUCUACUGUAGUGAAUUCACAAGUACAAAGCGCUAGUGGAAAGAAUGUGGUUUGCACGUGAAUGGUUUGUAGGAGAGAAGCACAGUGAUACUAGGGUGUUAGCAUUAUUUUAAAGCAUUCUCAGCAUAAACACAAACGUAAAAUCGUCGGAAAAGUUGUUAUUUUACACAACUGCCUGAUUAAACUUUUGCCACCUGGCAUUAGCAAAACAGCACAGUGCUGAGGCUGCAGCCCUCUGAAAUGCUCUCUCCACACAGUAAGUGUCACUGCUGGCUUGCAGUGACCACAUCUGGUGCCAGACCACAACAGGGCACUCCUGCAAUACAGAAUUAUAAUGUCACGAUGGUUGACACUCCAUCUUUUCCUGAAAGACACACGGGCAGGGGCACAGAAGGUCUUCUAUCAUACAAAUGUUGUGUAAAAGUUAAGUGACCAACAUUGACUUUUUUGUACAUAGACAAUUUGUUGUUAAGAUGCAUUGUUUAUUUGUUGUUUAUUUCCUUACCAGCUUAUUUUCAGAAUGGAUUUGACUGCUGAAAUAGAAAGAUGAAUAGGUUAAUGACAAAAUACUAAGGUGAUGUUUGUGCCCAUCUUUUUUAAAGCCAUAGUUAGUAUUUACUUAGUGUUGAAUUCAGCCAAAUAUUCGUUACAUUUUCUUUUCUGAACUGAGCAAUACUGACCCACCAGUCUGUGUUUCAAAAUCAAGCUGUGGUAUUUAUACGCAUACAUAUUUGCUGAAUGGCAAUAGUUUCUUAGGGGGAAGGAAAAAAGCCAGACUCAUCUCAGCCGGGGUAGUCUUUCUCCAGGAGAAGGAGCCCUCCUGAAGCAUUUUAGAGCAACUGAAUACUUAUGGGGACCUUACAAGAUACAGAAACUGCAUUUUAUCUUGAAAUUCUAAAGAGUGUUUUGAUCACCUGUUGAGGUAUGUGGGAGCUCUGGUUAGACACAACAUUUGUGUUGCUAAGGCACUAACACUGCAGUCAGGGCUAGGGCACAAACAGUCUGCAGUAGCUUCUACCUGCAAACAAGUCCAAGAUGCUUGUUGUCUUUACAAAGAUAAUUGUAGCUCUCUGCCCACACGUGCCAACAGCCACACAAUACUUUUACAAGUUCAGUGUUAGUGAGAAUUACUUACUUGACUAUAAGCUGAUUUACGCAAGCAAGUAAAGAUUUCAGUGCAAUUUCUCUAUGUAUUCUGGAGAACCUUGCUGAAUCACUUCCAUGGUAUCUUUUUGCCUUGAGGGACAGCAAAUAGUUAGCAGAGCCGCAAAUCUGUCAAAGAAAGGUUUACAGAAAUCACUGUAAGCCCAAAUAAUAUAAGGCAGUGGAAUACGGUACAGAUUAAUACUGUUGUGACUAGGUAUUAGAAGACAGAGGUCACACAGUGUGACCCAGUGCUCUCAGGGCAGCUGGGAUCAGGUACGUCUUAAUGAUACUCAACUACCUGCUGGGCACACUCUUGGUUACACUGAGCUUGUGGUAUUUCAGUGUAUAUACCAUGUCUCUUUCCUGUUUGUGUGUGUGUACCUAUAAGCAUAAUGAUAUUUUCACUACAAUAAAAUACAAUUUCCAAAAUGCUUUUUCUAGAAAAUUGAUGUGGAGACUGUGAGUUUGACAUGAAGAAAUGAUGUAUAUUAGCCAUGAGGAGUUGUGCACACAGUGGCAGGAAGUUUGGUGUGACUUCUUUUAAGACUGAGUUGGUUAAGCUGUUGACCUCAUUGCUAGCACAAGUGCCAAGCAUCAUUCUUUAUCACUUGCAGGGUUAUAUUCUGAAAAUUCAUGCUGCAAAACACAUAAUGAAGGGCUUUGCUUUCUACUAUGAUCUUUGCUCAUUAUAAAGCUAUGUUGGCUCUAAUUAAAGAACCAAAACAUGUUACUGAGGGGAUCUUGAUUUCUUAACAAAAACAAAAGACCCCUCCUCCUUCAGGCCUCCUCUCAUGAACUCUGAUGAUGCAUCUCACAAUAUGUCACGAAGAACCUAAUGAACUGUCUUGUUUUAAAGUUUCCCAGCCAAAGGCAGAGACAAAACCCUCUAAAUAUCCUCAUAAAAACAAACCAAGCUCUGUAUAAAAAUCUAUCAGUACUUGCUAUUAAUUAACACAAAAUUUUUCACUUGCGGAAAGUCAAAAAGCACAGGUCUGAAUGUUGGGUUAAUUUAAGAGCACACAUAAAGGCAGUUUUUGUUUGCUUAUCAUGGGCCGGUCCAUCAGCUUGUGCUGACCAUCCAUAGCCCUCAGGCUUGAAACAGAUGAAAACAUAGCCCUUCACAACACUGCCAGCUGCCCUGUCACUGAGGCUCACAAACAGUAGCCACACAUUUCAGACUUGCAGAAAGCACUGGGGGGUAAGCUCAGCCUUUACCAGUCCAACCUGUCACUCACAUCCCUGAUCAGACCUGCAGGAAGGUGUCCUUGAUGACAGAGGCAGCACAAGGAGCAGGAGAGAACUCCAAACUCUCCCCAACCCUGUGUCUGUGAGCAGCAGAGAUGCAAAGGUGUUACAGCUGCACAGCAGGGACAGGCAUCUCCUCCUGGUAAAGCAAAAACUCAAUGCCAGUAUAUCUGUAAGCACUCUAGGACAGACACAGACUGACUUUGUACAGCAUGUGGAAUCCAACAGAGUGCUGUCACUCUUUAAGUAUUAGUAGUUAUGCACAGCAAUUUUCUGGUGCUUUCUGGUUACUCAAAGUGUGCUACAGCACCAGCAGCAGUUCUGCCUUAUCUUUCCACUGCUUGAUUUGGUUUGGGAUCAGCAAAUCAUUCUACAUAAUAUCCAUCCGCUUGCUUUUGUUUCUCAAAUGAAAA